UAUACUAUAUUUUUUACUUGAAACAAACAAUACGAAUACAAACAUCGCACUGAAAUUAUGCCCGGAAAUCGGAAAGUUAGAAGCCUUGAGUCGAAUUGAACAAUAAAAAAUUAAGAGAAAAGGUUCGACUUUCAAGAGCAGUCUUCCUCUCCUCUCUGCCUUGAAGGUUCAAAGUUGAAAGGUUUUCAGGGUGAGUUUUCUCUGUCUGAGCAGCUUUAUUCAUUUCAAUUUCCAAAAUGUUUAGUCGUCAUAGCAAAGACAUUAGUAUUUUGCAUAGGCUUUCAUAUAUUGUUGUGAACAAUUCCUCCUCAAACCCAUCCUUCUUCCUCAGAGUUAGAUGCAUCUCAAAAGCCUCUUCAGACCCAUCUCAGUCUUUUGCAGUCUCUUACCUCAAAGAAAAACUUGGGUUCUCACCAGAAUCUGCCAUGGCGGCUCGCAUGUAUCUCUUUUUCAAAACCCCAGAUAAGCCUGAUUCUGUCAUUGCAUUUCUGGAGAAACAUGGGUUCUCGAAAACCCAAAUCAAAAAGAUCAUCGCAAUUCGACCAGGUCUCCUGUAUUCUAAUGCUGAGAAAACGCUUUUACCCAAGCUAGAAUUUUUCCAAUCUAAAGGUGUUUCAAGCCCCGAACUCACCAAAAUCGUUUUUGCCCACCCCAAAAUUUUAACUUGUAGCUUAGAGAAAAACAUUGUCCCUUGUUUCAAUCAACUUAGCAAUGUGCUCCAAUCUGAUUCCAAGGCUAUGACAGCUAUAAAACGCUAUCCAUUUCUUUUCUCAUGUAAACUUGACUCUUAUCUGUUAUCUAAUAUCAGUAUUCUGAGGGAUAAUGGAGUGCCUGAAUCAAAUAUCAUAUCAAUGUUUACUUACCACCCUAGAUCUUUUUUCGUAAACCCUGAUCAGUUUAAGGAGAUUGUGAAGAAAGUGAAGGACAUGGGGUUCGAUCCUUUGUUACUUAAAUUUAUUCUUGCUGUCAUUACGUUUAGAAAAGUGAGCAAACCUGCAAUGGAGAGGAAGUUUGACGUUUAUAAGAAGUGGGGUUGGUCUGAACUGGAGAUUUGGGAAGCUUUUCGAAGGUAUCUGAAUGUUAUGGAAAUAUCAGAGGAGAAGAUUGUGGCAAUAAUGGAUUUUCUUGUGAACAAAAUGGGCUUUCAGUCUUUUCUCAUUGCCAAUCAACCAAGUGUUUUUAGACGGAGCUUCGAGAAGCUGAUUGUUCCAAGGGGUUUGUUUGCUCAAGAUUUGCUAUCGAAAGGUUUAAUUAAGAACUUGGGAUUGUCUGCAUUGUUUGACACUUCAGAAAAGGUGUUUGUUCAGAUGUUUGUUAACAAAUAUGAAUGCAAAGCAGCAGAGCUGUUAAUGCUGUACAAAGAAAAACAGGAUCUUGCAAUAGGAGUCAAAUAUAGAUCAGGGUAUUCACUCUUGUCAUCUGUGAAACUUGAACUCAACUAUGUGCUCUGGCUGUUUUAUGUGGAUUUUGGCUCCAAAUGGUGUUCUUUUUCAUGCAACUUUUCUGCUUGUUUGAAGUUACGAAGGUUGAAUUGCCUGUUGUUUUGGUGCAGCUUUGUGGCUGAUUGGGGACAAUCAGCAAAUCCACAUCGGAUAGGACGUUUAAUGUUUAUAGGAAGUGUGGUUGAACUAAUGAACAGAGUUGCCGAGCUUUUCCAAGCUGUCCCUUAUCCUCUUCAUCAUUUGUUUAGAGUUAUGAACGUCAAUUUGCCUUGGCCUAAUUGCCAUUUGCUUGGGAAUCUUUGUCCCAAGGCGAAGGUGUGCUUGGACCAUGUGGUUCUUGAUUUUCCAGUGCGGAACAUAUUAACGAGUCCGGGAGAUACUAUGGUGCAUUCUGUUGAUAUACCACUUUCUAGUUCUCCAUGGGAGGCAAACUACUACAACCUCUCAAAGUUACAACUUUUUUACAUGAUUCAAAAUGACCCAUCAAUUUUCAGACAACAAAAUGCUCUUAGAUGCAUGCCAACCACUUCAAACCAGCAAUCAUUCACAGUCUCAUACCUCAUAAAAAAACUUGGGUUCUCCCCAAAAUCUGCUCAAGCAGGUUCCAAUUAUGUCCAUUUGAAGACCCCUAAUAAUCCUGACUCUGUCAUUUCAUUUUUAGAAGAACAUGGGUUUUCAAAAUCCCAGAUCAAAACCAUUGUCAGUAAGGCCCCAAAAUUGCUUGCAUCUGAUUCUGAGAAAACCCUUUUGCCCAAGUUGAAAUUUCUUCUCUCCAAAGGGUUUUCAAGCCCUGACCUUGCCAAAUUGUUAUCAUAUUCCCCAACAAUUCUGCUAAGAAGCUUAGACAGACAAAUCAUCCCUUUUUUCAGUACUUAUAGCAAUCUGAUUCAUUCUGAUGAAAAGACUGUCAAAGCUAUAAAAAGGUAUCCAUAUCUCAUCUCAUAUGAUAUGAACAUUAUCAAUGGCCAUUUGUUGUCUAAUAUCAAUCUUCUACGAGAUCAUGGAAUGCCAGAGUCACAUAUUAUCAAAUUACUUUAUCAAUUUCCUAGAACUUUGCUGAUAAAUCCUGGUAGCUUGAAGGAGAUUGUGGAAAAAGUUAAGGAAACUGGGUUGAGUCCUCUGAUAUUGAAGUUUGUUCAUGCUGUAUCUAUAUUGGCUGGAAUGAGCAAAUCCACUCGAGAGAGGAAGGUUGAUGUUUACAAGAAAUGGGGUUGGUCGGAAAAAGAGAUUUGGGAAUGUUUUCGGAAGUAUCCAUUCUGUUUUGCAAUUUCUGAGGGAAAAAUCUUGGCCAAAAUGGAUUUUGUGGUGAACAAGAUGGGCUUGGAUUCCUCUCGUCUUGCCAAUGAACCAAGUUUUUUGAGAAAGAGCUUGGAGAAGAGGAUUGUUCCGAGGGGUUUGAUUGCUCAACAUUUGCUGUCCAAAGGUUUAAUCAAAGACUUCAAAUUGUCUGUGUUAUUUGACAGUUCGAAGGAGUUGUUCCUCAAGAUGUUUGUUAACCGACAUGUAGCUGAAGCACCAGAAUUGUUGGAGCUAUAUGAAGAAAAAUUGAGAAAGUGAGUAUUAUUGGCUACAACAUUUUUAGGCUGGAUUGGCACAUCAAGAUUCAGAUUUUCCUUGUAUCAUUACUAUGUUUCAGUUCAUUUUGUGAUAUGAAACUUGUUUUUAGCUUUACCCUGUCAUGCCAUUAGUGAAUUUUUACCUCAACAAUGCUUCUCUCUCUUUGUUUGCUUUGCAAUUGAACUUAAAAACAAGUUGGAGUUCAUUUUGUAGUUACAACAAUGAAUUUGAACAUUGAAAUCCCUUUUACU
Molecule: messenger RNA, 3250 nt
Organism: Durio zibethinus
Lineage: Eukaryota; Viridiplantae; Streptophyta; Magnoliopsida; Malvales; Malvaceae
Source: RefSeq, a predicted model, not a curated record